AUGGUGGCUUUAACACAAGGAUCAAUUCCUGAAGUAAAGGAAACCGAACCAAGAGCCUGUCUUAGGGAGCGGACUGAACGGAUCAGGAAUUUCACCGAUUUGGGGCCUCCUGAUCUUGUGAAUUUAUUGAAAUAUAACUCGAAUCAAAAGCAACAAACCAUCAGCACAUUUCUUUAUUACACCGGGGUGGAUACCACAAGUUCUUCAUCGAUUGCUGCUCAUUUGAAUUUGUUGGCAAAUGUUAUCAGCAGCACUUCGCAAAUUUGGUUUGGUAAACCAAAACAUUGGAAGGUUCAACAAGCCACUUAUGCGGUAUACAAUGUGUUUUCCAAAGUUGACACUAGAGUUACUGUCCAUAUUCCAGGGAAAGUGGAAACUAUGAUAAUCGAUUCGAAAGGUGAACCGAUUCAAGAAACUGACAGAUUAUGGCUCGAGACUUUUGUAUCGGCCACCAUCAGAUCGUUGUUGAGCUGUUCCACUGAGGAAGAAGAAAUCAAUCCAGUGGUGGAAUGCAGAAAUUUGAACCCAUUCCCAACAAUUGAAUUGGCGAGACAAUUUUUAGAUGCCUAUGAAGUUUUAUUUUUCGAAGGUCCAAAACUAGGCUGUGAUAUUGAUGUGCAAAUUCCAACUCUUGUCUCCAAUUAUUUCACCGAUUGUUUUAUGAAGACUUUAGAAUUAACUAAUGAAUAUGAUUAUGGGCUCGGAAUACUAGAAAGAUUAAAGGAAAAAGAUACUUGCGUAUUAUCAUUGAUUGCCAAUGUGUAUUUUAUGAAAGAUCAAGAAGUCAAGGCCAUUAAUAUGUUGUACAACUCGAUACAAUUACGUCCAAGAGACGCCAAUUUAUUGAUGUUACAAACCGAAUACUGUAUCAAAAAGGAAAUGUAUGAUUUUGCAUUAACCUGUGCCACACACGCUGUUAAAGCGUCGCCAUCAGAAUAUAAGCCAUGGUCUCUACUUGUUAAGGUGUACACCAUCAUUGGGGAUUUUGAGAAUGCUUUGUUGACAUUGAACUCUUGUCCAAUGAUACCUCAUCGUGAUAAGUUCCACUUAAGAAGAGUCGUUGGCGCUUCUCCAGAAUCAAUGCAUUUGCCAUUACCUAUUGAUGCUACUUUGGACGAAGUUAGUGCCUUGAACGCCCAAGACGUGGCUGCUGAACACCAAUCUGUGGAUCCAAAUUUGUUGAGUUUACCUGCUGCUAAUUUGAAGUCAACAUUUGCUAAAGCAUAUGAAUUAUUAACAGAAAUCGUUCAUAGAACCGGUUGGGAGCAAUUAUUAAAGUAUAGAGCUAAAGUGUUUGUCAUGGAGGAAGAAUAUAGAAAGGAUAAAAGCAAGUCGAGUAGCAAGAAUGCCAGUACCGAAAACCAAGCGACUCCGAAUCCUGAAGCCGUGAAAUCUCCAGAAGUUCCCGACACACAUUCAGAUAACAAUGAAGAAACGUCCAUUUUGCAAGCAUUCAAGAAAAAGAGAUUAUGUGAAAGAUGGCUUGAUAAUUUGUUUAUGUUGUUGUACGAAGAUUUAAGAGCCUUCAAAAUGUGGCAGGCCGAAUUCAUUCAUUUCCAAUCACAAAGAUUGGUAUAUAAAAAGAACACCCUCGAAUGGGAAUUACUAGGAUCAAUUGCUUACAGAUUGCACAACUAUAAAGAAGCUUCUGGCGCGUUUUCAAAUGCUUUGAGUGGCAGAUUCAGUGUCAAAUCUACAAAGAAACUCCUUACCUAUUAUCAGGACGAGAAGAAAAGUUUAAUCAAACAGUCAUUGCAAACGAGCAAUGGAAAUAGUAAUGGUCCAAACGGGGUCGUUAGUAACGAUAGCACUCCAAAACUCAAUGGUGGGUCAAAGAAACCAUUGUCAUCCCAUCAAAUACAAAAAAGAAUCCAAACUUUGGACGCGAAGAUUUUGGAUGCUAUUGUAAAAUUGGCAGUAUGGAACCACAGAUGGUACCGUGAAUUCGACAUUUUGACAAUCCAAGCUCUCAAAGAUUUGAUAGAAGAGGACGGGUUAAUUAAGGUUAGAUCACAGGUUCAGGCGUUGUAUGUCACCGAUAAGAAUGGGGUAGGGUCUUUAUUGGAAGAUUAUUUCAGCUUUUUGAAAUCUAUUCAUAGCUAUGGUGUUGCUGAGAAGGACGAUAACUGA
Molecule: messenger RNA, 2130 nt
Organism: Saccharomycopsis crataegensis
Lineage: Eukaryota; Fungi; Ascomycota; Saccharomycetes; Ascoideales; Saccharomycopsidaceae
Product: exomer complex subunit
Exons: 2
Coding region: 1-2130 (709 amino acids)
Biological process (GO): Golgi to plasma membrane transport
Cellular component (GO): exomer complex
Molecular function (GO): protein binding
Source: RefSeq, a predicted model, not a curated record